Messenger RNA from Selaginella moellendorffii, 1287 nucleotides. RefSeq names its product hydroxyproline O-arabinosyltransferase 3. The transcript has 8 exons. The record is from RefSeq and is a predicted model, not a curated record. The coding region runs from base 55 to 1149 and encodes 364 amino acids. Lineage: Eukaryota; Viridiplantae; Streptophyta; Lycopodiopsida; Selaginellales; Selaginellaceae. Gene Ontology annotation, molecular function: glycosyltransferase activity.
UUUUUCGCUUCGAUCUAUCGUCAGGGCGGAAGGAUUCUCCGGCGCCGCACGGGAAUGGGAAGGAUCAGCUUCUUCUUUCUGGUACUCCUCUUUGUGGCAUUCACUGCUGCGAUCUACAACACCGCUAGAUUCAUCGCCGCAAGCGACAGCACUCUCGGCGGCGGGGAGGAGGAGUUCGAUUUCAAUCCCGGCGGCAAGAAGAAGCUCUUCCACACGGUAGUGACCUCCUCGUCGGGAUCUUACGCGCGCUGGCAAUGCCGGAUCAUGUACUACUGGUUCAAGAAGUUCAAGGACCAGCCAGGGUCGGAGAUGGGCGGAUUCACGAGAAUUCUCCACUCGGGAGCUCCGGAUGAUCUCAUGGAUGAGAUCCCGACCUUCGUUGCCGAUCCUCUUCCCUCCGGUUUGGACAAGGGAUACAUAGUGCUCCAUCGACCUUGGGCUUUCGUCCAGUGGCUUCGCAAUGCUACCAUUGAGGAAGAGUACGUUGUUCUACUUUUCUUCGUGUUGCUCGAGAACUUUGGUUACCUCUUUCGCAGCUAUAUCUUCAUGGCCGAGCCCGACCAUCUCAUCACGAAGCCUCUUCCAAAUCUGGCUUCCAGGCUGCGGCCCGCGGCGUUUCCAUUCUUUUACAUCACUCCCGAGAAAUACGAGCGCGAGGUUGGAAAGUUUUUCAAAGGACCUGUGCAAGCUGUCGAUCCGGUGGGAAAUUCUCCUGCGAUCAUUCACAAGGCUCAGCUUCUAAGAAUUGCUCCAACUUGGCACAAUCUUUCGAUUCAAAUGAAGCAGGACCCGGAGACUGAUAAAGCAUUUGGCUGGGUUUUGGAGAUGUACGCGUAUGCUAUUGCUUCCGCUGUUCACGGUGUGAAGCACACUUUGCGUAAGGACUUUAUGAUUCAGCCUCCUUGGGAUACAUCACUGGGAGACAAAUAUAUCAUCCAUUACACAUACGGCUGCGAUUACACUCUGGAGGGUGUUUUGACGUACGGGAAAGUUGGAGAAUGGCGUUUCGAUAAGAGAUCGUUUACAGCAGGUGCUCCUCCGCGAAACUUAACACUGCCACCUGCAAAUGUCCCAGGAAGUGUGGCUAUGCUUGUCAAGAUGAUCAACCAGGCAACAGCUGACAUACCAAACUGGAAAGCUGGAGAGUAGAAACAAAACCGCGCUUUGGUCUCGCGAUUCUAAUUUUUCUCGGGAACUUGGAUAUUCGGGGAAUGUCCGGACCCCGUCCGUGAGUGAGAUAGCACGAGAAGAUAGGUAUCUGUCAAUCUCAGGCGGCAAGGAAGUAUG